AUGUCGCGCGCGGGUCCUCGUCCUCGCGCCCGCGCGCGCGUCGUCGCGUCGCUCAUCGCUUCGUGCGCGGCGUUCGCUCGCCUCGCGCGCGCGGACGCGACGAGCGCGUCGUCGCCGCAUCCGUACCUGUCGUUCGACGUCUCCAACAUCAACACCGACGUCAGCGCCGACUUCUUCGCCGACGCCUCCGCGAUCGGCGGCUCCACGGACUCCGCGGAGUACUUCAAGUGCCGACACGGGUGCGUGUCGAGCGACGCGGUGACGCUCGAGUUUUGCGACGAACGCGUGCAGUACACGUUUUGUAAACGAGGGAGCGCGGCGACGCUGGCGGCGGGGACGAGCGAUCAAGCGAGCGUGGAUCUGAUGGAGCAAGCGCUGCGAAAGCAGUACUUGAAUUUGAUUCGACAGCUGACGUUCGAACCGACGGCGGGGUGUCGAGCGACGCUGCGACGAUGGUUUUGUUUCGAAUACUUUAGUCGGUGCAACGUGGACGAGACGCGGUUCAUGCCCACGUGCACGGCGACGUGCAUCGCGGUGAAAAAAUCGUGCGGGGAGGCGAACUCAGCGUUCAUAAACUGUGGUUUGGAGUACGAGGAGCAAGAUUUCGGCGGAAACACGCCGGCGACGUUUUACACGGGCGGCUCGUACGACGGCAACGGCACGUACUACAACGACGCCGAAGGGAAAGCGAAUGGGAAUUAUAUUUACGGCAGGAAACCGAACGGGGAAAACGGCACGGCGAUUUUCGAGCCGUCGCCGGGUAAGUGCACGGGCGGCGCCGCCCUCGCGAGCGCGCGAGUCGCGUUGUUCGCCGCGACGGUUUUCGCGUCGUUCGCGUCGAUAGCAGCUUAG
Messenger RNA from Ostreococcus lucimarinus CCE9901, 852 nucleotides. RefSeq lists its product with no specific name. The record is from RefSeq and is a predicted model, not a curated record. NCBI's taxonomy places the organism in Eukaryota, Viridiplantae, Chlorophyta, Mamiellophyceae, Mamiellales, Bathycoccaceae. The transcript has a single exon. Gene Ontology annotation, molecular function: protein binding. Bases 1 to 852 code for a protein of 283 amino acids.